AUGGUUUCCCCGUUCCUGGCGGCUCUGGCUCUGUCCUCUCUGGUGCUUCCUUCCAUUCAGGCCAGUGUACCUGUCAAGCAAGCACCAGAAUGUACGGCCCUUAACCAGAGGAAGUCAUGGACAUCGCUGUCCGAUGCUGAGAAGAAGUCGUACAUUGAUGCUGAGCUGUGUCUGAUGAACAAGCCAUCCAAGCUCAAUGUCACGGGCUCGAAAAAUCUUUGGGGCGAUCUGAUGUACACACACAUCAAUCAGGCAAAUGUCAUCCACAACACUGGAUCUUUCCUUCCGUGGCACCGGCUGUACAUGCGAGUUCAUGAAAUCUACCUCCAGACUGAGUGUGGUUACAACGGCUCGCAGCCCUACUGGAAUGAGCUCGAGGAUGCGGAGGCUGGGCCGCUCAACGAGUCCGCCGUAUUCGACACGGUGACAGGCUUCGGGAGUGGCAACGUCGACGCAAAUGGCUGCGUGACUGAUGGACCAUUCGUGAAUCUCACGAUCCAUCUCAAUUUGACCAGCACCGACGCCAAUCUGUGCUUGACGCGCGACUUGAAUCAAUCCGAGUUCAAUCUUGCCAACAGCACCUACGUCGACGAGUGCCAGGCGAUUGACACUUACGCGGAUUCUUGGAAUUGCUGGGGUACCAAUCCUCAUUUGGCAGGCCACUUCGGCGUUGGAGGCACCAUGCUGGAUGUAGUCUCCAGCCCUGGCGAUCCCCUGUUCUACCUGCACCACACAAAUCUCGAUCGUCUGUGGUGGAGGUGGCAGAUGGUAGACUUGGAGAAUCGUCUUGUCGAGAUGACCGGUCAGAACGUGGCUUCAGACGAGUUCAUCACAGCGAUGGGUUUGGAUUACCCUGGCCCGGAGUUUCUGGACUACGAUGGAGAUGAAGGCAACAUGACAACUUUGAACCACAACCUUUGGACGUCGAAUCUUCUCCCCAACGUAACCAUAGCUCAAGUCAUGGACCUUCGAGGGUCGCUGAUUUGUGCUGAGUAUAUUGACUGA
Molecule: messenger RNA, 1005 nt
Organism: Lasiodiplodia theobromae
Lineage: Eukaryota; Fungi; Ascomycota; Dothideomycetes; Botryosphaeriales; Botryosphaeriaceae
Product: Amino acid transporter
Exons: 4
Coding region: 1-1005 (334 amino acids)
Molecular function (GO): oxidoreductase activity
Source: RefSeq, a predicted model, not a curated record